AUGGGUUCGGCGGGUGGUGGUGGCAGCGGUUUUCCACCCGGUGGGCCGCUCGGCGGAUUCUUGGACAGGGCACUCGAGUGGUGCAGCGAGUCGCACGCGCGAGACAUUGCAAGCGAGAUGGGCGUGGAUCUGCGCGAAAUCCGCUUUGAAAAGACUCCCGAAGGUGGAAUGAACGUCAUGGUGGAUGCUCCCAAGGCGACACCACUGCAGAUUGAGCAACUCGGCAAACGUGUGCAGGAGGAGUGUCCGGUGGCGCGCUUCCGCAAAACCCAAGUCAGCUCACCGAAACAGGAAAUGAAGUGGGUGCAGUUGCCACCCCAGUACGAUCGAUGA
Molecule: messenger RNA, 333 nt
Organism: Leishmania braziliensis MHOM/BR/75/M2904
Lineage: Eukaryota; Euglenozoa; Kinetoplastea; Trypanosomatida; Trypanosomatidae
Exons: 1
Coding region: 1-333 (110 amino acids)
Source: RefSeq, a predicted model, not a curated record